This is a messenger RNA of Portunus trituberculatus (swimming crab), 4731 nucleotides long. It is a transcript of the gene Not3, whose product is annotated as CCR4-NOT transcription complex subunit 3-like. The coding region runs from base 155 to 2410 and encodes 751 amino acids. Lineage: Eukaryota; Metazoa; Arthropoda; Malacostraca; Decapoda; Portunidae. Gene Ontology annotation, biological process: nuclear-transcribed mRNA poly(A) tail shortening; regulation of DNA-templated transcription. The transcript has 13 exons. The record is from RefSeq and is a predicted model, not a curated record. Gene Ontology annotation, cellular component: CCR4-NOT core complex; P-body; nucleus.
GAGAGUGAGAGUCGAGGAAGCUUGAGAUGGUCGCCAUAUUGUGUAGCCAGUGUCAAUAACAAUAAUAGAGACUUUCUUCCAUUUUAUUGUGUGUGUUGUGAGGCUUCUGGCCUACCAUUAUGAACACAAGUCCCAGCAAACACUCCUCAUAGCAAUGGCAGCAUCUAGAAAAUUACAAGGUGAAAUCGAUCGGUGCCUGAAAAAAGUGGCGGAGGGUGUGGAACAGUUUGAGGACAUUUGGCAGAAGGUUCACAAUGCCACCAAUAGCAACCAAAAAGAAAAAUAUGAAGCGGACCUCAAGAAAGAGAUCAAGAAGCUUCAGAGAUUACGGGAUCAAAUCAAGUCCUGGCUAGCCUCAGGUGAAAUUAAGGACAAAUCACAACUCCUUGAAAAUCGCAAGCUAAUAGAAACGCAAAUGGAAAGAUUUAAAGUGGUAGAAAGAGAAACCAAGACCAAAGCGUAUAGUAAGGAGGGUCUCGGGGCAGCACAAAACAAAGACCCAGCCCAGCGGGAGAGGGAAGAAGUGAAUAGUUGGCUUAGUUCCUCAAUAGAUACCUUAAACAUCCAGAUGGACCAAUUUGAGUCUGAAAUUGAGUCAUUAUUGGCAACUCAAAAGAAGAAGAAAAUGGACAAAGACAAGUCUGACAGAAUAGAAGACCUCAAGGAGUAUAUUGAUAGACAUCAGUAUCACAUUAAGAAAUUGGAAAUCUUAAUGAGAAUGCUUGACAACCAAUCCAUAGACUGUGACCAGAUUAAGAUGAUCAAAGAAGAUGUUGAAUACUACAUUGAGUCAUCGCAAGACCCAGACUUCAACGAGAACCUUGGCUUGUACGACGACAUAGACAUGGAGGAUCUUGACUACCCUACUCCAGAAAUAACGGUAGGCAAGCAUGUAUUGGGAGGUAGCCAUGACAGUACAGAUGGGUCAACACCAUCUUCUGCAUGUGGGUCUUCUCCAGCGCCGUCCCCAGCCACCAACCAUCCCAAUGACCAUGAUGCUCCAACCACCCCUCAUGACAAGAAAAGGAGUAGUAAAAAUGAAGAAUCCAGAUCCAUAAAUUCAGCAAGCCAACCAGUUAAACCUUUGGUAGUAAGACCAACCACCAACAACAUCUCCAGUAACAGCACUAUGAGUAACAGCAGUAAUACCAACAGCAGCAGUUCUACUACUGCUGCCACCAUUGUUGCCGUUAAUUCCAACUCAUCAUCCAAGCCAACACCACCUCCAUCCACCCCAACUAAACCUGUAUCAGGUUCCACUUCUCAAUCCACUCCAAACAACAGCAGCACAAGCUCAGGCAUUUCCAACCAUCUUGUCACCUCAACUUCACAACAUAAUAGUACAGGAAGACAUUCACCUGAAUCAAGUGGCGUGAUGAACAGUGGUAUUGUUAAUAAUACUGUUGGAACUAGCAACAGCAACAGCAGCAGCAGCAGUAGCAGCAGUAGCAGCAGCAGCAGCAGCAGCAGCAGUUGCAGUAAUAGCAGCAACAACAGCAGUGGCAACUCAGUAUCCAGUAGUACCGGUAGUGGAAAUAGUAGCAGCAGUAACAGCAGCAGCAGUAAUGGGCCCAGCAGUGGGGUGAGCAGUAGUGUCAGUGUCACGUCCCCUCAGGGCAGCCUGUCAGGAAGUGCGACUACCACACCUGCACUACCUUCUGGGGCACCUACUCCAUCCACACCAGCGUCACAUCCCGGCCACACACCAACUAUGAAUUCAGCAGAAACUGCAGUAUCGUUGAAGGUGAUAGCGCAGAAGAAAGUCAAUGAAGUCAAUUCCACGUCAAUACCACCAUCAGUGUUGGAUACCAAUAAUUGUGUUGUGAGUAGCAGCACUACCACCACCACCAACAAUACAAAUAGCAACAAUAAUACUACCAGCACCACCUGUUCAACGAAGAACACAGGAACCUCAGAAGCCCAUAUUCCUCCCCUAUUAGGAGUUGCUCCUCUUGGACCAGCACAGCUGACAGUGGAACAUGAGUUACAGUUUAAGAUGUUACAAGCGGCCUUUUUCCAUAUGCCUCACCCGUCCGAUUCGGAAAGACUGAGAUUACACUUGCCGCGCCAACCCUGCCAGACACCUCUAUACUACCCACAGGUCUCACCACCAAUGUCAGAUACAGUUGACUUCUUCCAGAGGCUAUCCACAGAAACUCUAUUCUUUAUCUUUUACUACAUGGAAGGUACCAAAGCCCAGUAUCUGGCUGCUAAGGCACUUAAAAAACAAUCUUGGAGAUUUCAUACCAAAUAUAUGAUGUGGUUCCAGCGGCAUGAAGAACCAAAGGCUAUCACAGAUGAAUAUGAACAGGGCACGUACAUCUACUUUGACUAUGAAAAUUGGGGCCAGAGAAAAAAGGAAAAUUUCACUUUUGAAUACCGGUUCUUGGAAGACCGGGAUCUGAACUAAGAUUCUGCCGUUAACCAAGGAUCUCAUUCACACUUCCCUUAGCACACUUUCCACACUGAGGGCAGUUGUGCUUUUCUGAGUGAUAAUUAUUCAUACUGUAAGUGCAAGGAGGGGAUGUUGGAGGGGGCUUGGGAAGGACCAAGGCAGGCUGCUAGGGAGAAUAUUUUUCCUUUCUCAGACCAGACCUCGUCCCAGCUCUACCACUACCCGUGUUGUUCACUGCUUCCCAAUAAAGUCAGGUGUCAUGGCUGCCACAACCACUGUUAUACCAUGAUAUGUGAUAGUCUCUUAUCUAUUCCAUUUGUAGUUUUUGUAAAUCUUCCCCCUCCCGAAUAGAGCAUAUCUAUUUUUACGAGGAGAGUUGUCUCUUGCCCAUACCACAGACUUGUGUCUCCACAAGAUCUGCAAGCUUGAGUUGAGUACAAUUACCUACACACACACCACUCUUUGAUCUCGUCUUUCAAACUCUAGGGUUUAGAUUUGUAAGUUUUAUGCAUUGUACAUUUUUGCUCAAAUAUGUGGAUGCAGCAUUCUGUGCAAGUAGUAUUUUGUUGCCAACCAGUAUUAUCUUCCUGUCAAUUUUGUUAAUUGUUUCCAUAGUUAAACUCACAAUCUGAAGAAUGCCAAAGAUGUGUGAUGCAUCUACUUGUCAGCCAUUAAAAAAAAAAAUUAUAUAUAUAUAUAUAUAUAUAUAUAUAUAUAUAUAUAUAUAUAUAUAUAUAUAUAUAUAUAUAUAUAUAUAUAUAAUUUGUUAAAUUUAUUCCUCAGUGAUGUUCCUUAACAACCAGAAAUGUUGGACUAGUUACAUAACUGAAUCACAUGCAGAAAUUUUUAAAUUGUCAUUUUAAGUAAUUUCGUAUUUAUCUUACAUUCUACUUAAUUUGUGAGAUCAGGUAUAAUUUUAGUUUGGGAAAGUUCAACAUUGUUUCUUUUGUACAGAUUGAUCUUAGCUUUUUGUUUCCAAUUUUCUUUGCUAAAACUACCUUUCCUCCUCUGGUGAUGAAGUAUGUAACAGUACAGCACUGCUAUCUGAUGAAUAUGAAGAAGUCUGGUGGCCUAGAAUCAUAAGUUGUUAGUUGGUCUUUUUAGUUUCAUUGUCACUCAGGGUGAAAGAGGUAGACUUCUCCCAAGGAUUUAUAACAGACUAGAUUAUAUUUCCAUAAAAUUUCUUGUUGGGGCUCCUGAUUUUCUAAUGUUUCAGUUCAUUAUUAUUUUUUUUUUUUUUUUUUUUUUUUUUUUUUUUUUUUUUUUCCCCUCUCUUCUUUUCCUUCCCCUCUCGAUAGAGCUGUUCAGAGACUGGAAGUGUUUUCUUGUAAAGAUAAAAUUACUAAGUGAUUUAAUUUGAUGACUAUAUUUUCUGUUUUUAAUGAAAGCAAUUUUUGUGGUGGUGUCAUCACAUUUUAGCAAAACUGUCAUGAAAAAUCUUGAAAUUUUUGUGGAGUUCAGUUUUAACAAAUCACAAGAUUGCACUUCAGCAAAUUCAGUAAACAAAUUUCCAUGUAUCAAAUAAAUGUGUUAUUCUAUCAUUGUGGUAAGGAAAUUAUUCUUUACAAAUAUUAAGAAAUAGUGUUGCAAUUUUCAAUAAUUAUGACAUAUGCAAGUAGAGGAUUUCUUUGUUGAGAGAGUCAGUCACUUGCUCAAAGCAAAGAUGCAGCUGACAUACUUAUGGAAGCCCCCAGACAUCAAAGUGUCCAGCAAAGGAGUAGGAUUAUGUAGAUAGUGUACAGUCGUUGUAGACUUUUUAUACAGUGUAAAUGAUAUUUUUAUACUGUCCUUGACAUCCCUACAGAGGUAUGCAGUGUAGAUGGGAGGGACAACCUUUCAUGGUUGAUUUGGAACAUCAACUUAUUUGUGUAAAGAAUCUAUUCACCACCUGUAAGUUAUAACAUCAAUGGAUAUGUGCUUCUCUUGUCAGUUUCAGAAAGCCUAAUUUUCCUACACAGUCUACUUGAAAAAUUGUGCCUCAAUUCAUAACUGUUAGAGAGAGAUAUCCAUUGAUUUUAUUUCUUUCAGAUUUUUUGCUUGUUUUUUAUUAUAAUUAUAAUAAUAUUUAUUUAUUCUAUUUAUUUUCUUUCUAAGGUUGGCAUCUCAGUAAGACAUUAUCAAGUACUAAACCCGAUCUAUCCAAUUAGACUUCUAAACUUCCAAGGUUUAGAGUAGAUAAUAUAUUCAGUUUUCUUUCUUUCUUUCCAAUCUGUUACUCAUGGGAUGUGAGAGUGGUUGUGGUGUCAUGGAACAAUGGGACAAACAACACAGUUUGAGAAUAGAGGACAAAGGUGUUUAUAUAAAAGUGAUAUAAAAUACACUCUAUUUCCUGUGGA